AGCCAGCAAAAAUACUAUGAUUGUUCAGAGAGAAGGUUUCCGUAACAGUGUAACCUUUUAUAUGACUGCGAAGGGAUCCAAAUAUGUCGUCGAGCACAGCUCUUAGUAACUAUUAUGUGGACUCUAUUAUGGGACAUGAAGCUGAGGAUGUUUACGGCGCGCGAUAUGUCCAGAGCUCCCACAGUAGCUCCUCCAGGCCGUCAGGUGUCGGCGGAGAAAACGCAGAAUUUUCCUCCUGCAGCUUUGCACCCAAGUCAGCCGUGUUCUCCGCGUCCUGGUCCUCGCUUCACCCCCAGUCGACCGCUGCAGUGUCUGGGAUUUACCACCCUUACGUUCACCAGCCUCACAUCACAGGGACAGACAACAGAUAUGUGCGCUCCUGGAUAGACCCAAUCUCGAACCAUGUCUCUUUUUCCGGUUUCCAUGCGAGCAGUCGACAGUAUGGUGCUACUGCUAAGCCUGAAACUGCAUCGAAAAGGACCGAGUGCUCCACGUUUGAAGCCGAGAGCCCGGACGCUCCUGAAUUCACAUGUGGAACAGUGUCAGAAUGCGCGGAUAAAGCCACCAAAGAUCCCGCUGGCAGUGAUGUUUCCAGUCCUAGCGAGCCCAAAGACGAGAAGCAACAACAACUUGACCCAAGUAACCCAGCAGCUAACUGGAUUCACGCACGUUCAACAAGGAAAAAACGCUGUCCUUACACCAAAUAUCAGACUCUAGAAUUGGAGAAAGAAUUCCUCUAUAAUAUGUAUUUGACACGAGAUCGCCGAUAUGAAGUGGCUCGAAUUCUCAAUUUAACUGAAAGACAGGUCAAAAUCUGGUUCCAGAACAGAAGAAUGAAAAUGAAAAAGAUGAACAGAGAAAGGGGCAGCAAAGAUCAACACUGACAAAUCCCAGGCGGCCAGAAAAAAAUGUUUCGUCCUUCUUUUAUGUGUGUGUGUGUUAUCAGUUGUUGUGUUUAGAAUAAAACGCUGUUAGGGACCUAAACUGUUGUUUAAGUUCUUUGUUCUGAUACUCUUAUAGUCCAUGGGGUCGGAGGAACUUCUCUCUGCUACAUUAACAACCCCAAUCAUUUCAUAUUGGAAUCAUAUGGAUUCUUAUUCUGUAUAUCUGAGCAAGGAUGUUUUAUCAAGCAGUCUGGCGCAUAACAAGGCGUUGGAUGAAGAUUGAUUUUAAAUAAUUUAAACUAUUUCGACAGUGCGAAAUGAAGACGCAUGUGGCAACUAUUCAGUGUAGGCAAAAUCAAAAGCAUGCUUUGCAGAUUGAGCCAAUUAAGAGGUUCUUGAAAUAUCGAAUGGGAUCUCCGUAAGAAUUCCUAAUUGUAUUUACCAAUAACUGCUCUUGUAAAUAUCCUUACGAACAAGUACGCACGACACAUGAAAACUACAGGCCUAUCCCUUCAAAAAAUCUGUAUUCUGAAAUUCUGAUAAUAAUCUGGUGAAUUCUGAUAAUAAUCUUGAAUACGAUAUCACUCUUAGCUGAAAUGUUGGAGGAUCUUUGUGCACAAGCACAAUGAAUGAUAAUGGCGGCCACAUAGUUUACCAGCAAAUUGCUAAAUGUUCACUGUGCAGGCCACUGUGAGUUGUCUUGGUAUUUGAAGCAGUCACCGGAAGUCUUUUUUAUUAUUAUUAACAUAAUGCUGUUUUACUGAGACACAUGUUUUUUUUUUUUUUUUUUUAACUUAGUAAUGUUGGUUUUGUAGCUGUUAUUGCCUUUCUGAGACUCAGUUGGCAAAUAAAGGCGUGUUUACAAUGCUAGCGUUGAUUGAAAAGAAAAUUGUUAUGAAAUUCCAAUUGGGGGUCAACUUAUAGGAAACGAAGGAUGUUGGACGAGGUUGCAUUGUUGAUGAGUAUCGGCAAUAAAGUGUUUGUGAUUGGGAAAGGUGUUGCACAGAUCCCCCAAUUUAUUGUAAGAUCUGUACCUAUAAUUGCUUUAAAGCAGG
Messenger RNA from Sardina pilchardus (European sardine), 1939 nucleotides. It is a transcript of the gene hoxd9a, whose product is annotated as homeobox D9a. Gene Ontology annotation, biological process: regulation of transcription by RNA polymerase II; proximal/distal pattern formation; DNA-templated transcription. The record is from RefSeq and is a predicted model, not a curated record. Lineage: Eukaryota; Metazoa; Chordata; Actinopteri; Clupeiformes; Clupeidae. Bases 84 to 884 code for a protein of 266 amino acids. Gene Ontology annotation, molecular function: RNA polymerase II cis-regulatory region sequence-specific DNA binding; DNA-binding transcription factor activity, RNA polymerase II-specific. Gene Ontology annotation, cellular component: nucleus. The transcript has 2 exons.